AUGAACAAUCAAAAACCAAAACAUCCAGCAAAAUUAGGUAGUCAUAAAGGUUCAUCUACAAAUUUAACUAGACCUAAUUUAAAUCGUUCCAAAUCAACUGAUGGUUUAAUUAGAAGAAAUAAUAGUGCAUUAAAAAGGAAUGGUCGAUCAUUCACAAAAAUUAAUGGAUUACAACCUUUAACUAAAACUUUAUCAAAUCCUUCAAUUAAAUGUGGCGGUACCAUUGGGUUGAAAACAAGUGCAAAAAAGGGUAAAGCAAUUUUAAGUUUAAAUGACGAUGAUGGAGAUUUUGAAGAUGUAAAUGAACCAGCAGAUAAAGUUAAAGGUCCAGUUCCUGAAAGAUUUGAUCAAACAAGUAUAUCAUCAAAUUCAAAUAGAGAACCAGAAGUACCCAGUUUAUAUAAUAAUUUAGAUGUACCGACUCCAUUUGAAGAAAAUAAGAAAUUAGAAGUAGUUGAAGAACAUACAAAUACAGAACCUGCAAGACCAGAUUUGAUUUCAACAAAGAGUUCUGAUGAUGAUUUUUCAAGCAAUUUAUAUGGUGGAUCUUUAUUAUUAUCACAAAGUACCGGUUUAAUUAAAAAAAUCGAAAAAGAUUAUGGACCUGAAGAAAUAAAAUAUUCAGAUUCAAUUAGUGGAAUUUCUUUUAAAGCUAAUCCAAUUGAAAACAUAGCUAAACCAAUAACAACAAACAAGAAUGUGGUUAAAGACAACUCAUACGAGGUAAACAAAACUAUCUACCUGAAUUUACAAAGAAGUUUUAAUAAAAAUGAAAGUAAAAAUUCAACUCCAUUAAAUAAUCCUAAUAAUUUUUCAGAUUUUUUGAAACCUAAUCAUUCAUCAUCAUCAGAUUUAAAUAAUAAUUUGGAAACUAGAACUCAACAAAGAUUAUGGUUACAAAGAGAAAGUUCAUUGAUGGAUGUUACCAACCUAGAGAAUAAAUCAAAUUUCUCAAAUUUGUCACUAAAUAAUCUAAUGUUCUCACAUAGCUACUCCAACCACAACCUAAGCUCAUUAAACUCAACUACAAAUAAUGAUGGUCAUCCUUCCAAUAAUAAUAUGUUGAUGCAUAUGGUGUCAACCCAGAAUUCAAUACAAUCAAGAACCGAAUUUGAAAGGUUAAAUCGAGAAUAUCUAAAUGUCAGAAGGCAUACCAAUCCAAUAGGUGAGAGUCUUAAUAGAGUUGAUCAAUAUUUACAUAAAGAUGAAUUAAGAAUUGUUAAAACCAAGAAAACUGAAACUGAAAAUUUGAAUUCAUUUAAAGAAUUUUCACCAUCAGCAAUCAAUAAAAUAUGGCAAGAUGCAGUAAUAGCAACAUCAUCAAAAUCCAAUCAUGGGCAACGUGCAUUUCAACGACCAGCUACUUCCUUCAAUAAUACACAAGUUAGUUAA
Messenger RNA from Insectozyma verbasci, 1392 nucleotides. The record is from the annotation of a GenBank genome assembly. NCBI's taxonomy places the organism in Eukaryota, Fungi, Ascomycota, Pichiomycetes, Serinales, Debaryomycetaceae.